Limulus polyphemus (Atlantic horseshoe crab) is the source of this 740-nucleotide messenger RNA. Its product is annotated as protein Wnt-16-like. Gene Ontology annotation, biological process: canonical Wnt signaling pathway; cell fate commitment; neuron differentiation. The annotation marks the transcript as partial. NCBI's taxonomy places the organism in Eukaryota, Metazoa, Arthropoda, Merostomata, Xiphosura, Limulidae. Gene Ontology annotation, molecular function: cytokine activity; frizzled binding. The record is from RefSeq and is a predicted model, not a curated record. The transcript is spliced from 2 exons. Gene Ontology annotation, cellular component: extracellular region.
GUAGUAGAGAAACAGCAUUCAUUCACGCCAUACUGAGUGCCGGCGUCGUCCACGGUCUCACCGAGGCGUGCAGUGGCGGAAACCUAACGGUGUGUUCCUGUGAUCGUUCCCAGGACGGUAAGCUCACUUCCGAGGGUUGGAAGUGGGGUGGCUGCUCGGACAACGUAAAAUUUGGAGUCGUGUUUGCCAGGCACUUUGUAGACGCUGCGGAAAAGGAGUCCAGUGAAAACAGAGACGUGAAGAAUGCGAUGAACCUUCAUAAUAAUCACGUCGGUAGGCUGGCAGUAUCACACCAUAUGAUUAGAAGCUGUCGAUGUCACGGCAUUUCUGGAUCCUGUGAACUGAAGACUUGUUGGAGGAAACUGCCAUCUUUUGCCAAUAUUGGUAACUAUUUGAAGAAAAAAUAUGCAAAGUCAGUUCAAAUAUCUGUGAAGGCAAGGAGAAAACUUCGUCGACGAGGGAAGAGAAAGGUUCUCGUGAGGAAGAACGACCUGGUCUAUUUAAAUAAAUCUCCAAACUAUUGUGUGGAAGAUCGGGCGAACAAGAUCUUUGGAACAGCCGGUAGACUUUGUAACAAAACGUCACCAGGCCCAGAUGGCUGCAACUUGCUGUGCUGUGGACGAGGCUACAACACCCAGGUGAUAACGCACGUGGAACGGUGUCACUGCAAGUUUCAUUGGUGCUGCUAUGUCACGUGCCGCACUUGUAAAACCAUAAUGGAAAUUUAUACGUGUAAAUAA